This is a messenger RNA of Coffea arabica (coffee), 2776 nucleotides long. RefSeq names its product YTH domain-containing protein ECT4. The record is from RefSeq and is a predicted model, not a curated record. NCBI's taxonomy places the organism in Eukaryota, Viridiplantae, Streptophyta, Magnoliopsida, Gentianales, Rubiaceae. Gene Ontology annotation, cellular component: cytoplasm. Gene Ontology annotation, molecular function: mRNA binding. Gene Ontology annotation, biological process: mRNA destabilization.
CCGGCCAGCCCGCCCCUUCCCCUUCCCCUUCCUCUCUAUCUUCAAAAUCCCAAUUCAAUUAUAAUAACGGCAAUUCUUCUACAGUAGAGCGAAGUAGGGUUUCUUUUUUUGGCCCCCCUUCAUUUUACAGAUUUUUUUUAGAUAAUAAAUCUUGUAUUUGUAUUGAAAUUCUUCGAUCCGCUUUCGUAUCGAUUGGAUUUGAAUUCAUGGAAGAAACAGGUCAACAGAGCUUCGAUCGAUUCGCUCCCAUCUCGUCUCCUGGGGAGCGAGCUAUUGAAUUGCAUAAUGUGACAGAACAGCCACUUUCGCCCAAAGAUGAAAGGAUUAUUUCUGCAAAUCCUUCUCCGGAUGCAGCCAUCUCAGGGGCUCCAAGAAAUGCCAAAGAUCAGCCUGUUCCCUUGGAUAAGAGUGGAGCUCUUACCACUGUGCAUCCACUUGAUGUGCCGCAUGAACAAAGUUUUUACUUUGGAGGUCUUGACAAUGGCACUGGGAACUGGGAUGAGCAUUCUAACUAUGUUAAUCCUAACAGCUUACAUGUUGUACCUCCAGGAAUGUAUAAUGAAAACCCAUCACUAUUUUUCCCUCCUGGUUAUGGCUAUGACACCCAGAUGGCAUAUGGACAGUUCUCUCCCAUUCCGAGUCCAAUCUCCACAAUAAUGAUUGAUGGCCAGUUUUACUCUCCGCACCAGAUCCCAGUGACACCACCUUAUUUUCCAGCAGUUUCACCUGGACUACCACAUGUUAGUUCAGCUCUUACAGUCUCACAGACUGAUCUAAUGGCACCAGCAACUAGUGGACAAGAAAGCUUAGUUGAUAAUGCGCUUUUUGGGCCAAGUUCAGGCUUCUAUGUACCUUUUGGAUCUUUUGGGGGAGGGGACCUUUCUGGAAAUAGUAGCCUUGGUUUCUAUAAGUUCCCAGGGGAUUUUGGGUCUGCUGAAGGAUUAUCAAAUCAAUCAAGUUCCCUGGAAUCAAGCAGGUACAUGUCUCAGUUAACAUCAGGAGCGGUAUAUCCACAGCCAAUUGGCAUUCUUGGGCCAUACGAGCAAAAUGUCGCUCAGGCGCCAUAUCAAGGGCUGGGGUUAGCGUCAAGCUCGUCUGCUAGACAUUAUCCACAUAGUGGCUCUUACCAGGGCAUGAAAUAUGGUACAGGUUCCAGUUCUCACUGGGAUAACCAGCGGAACAGACUGGGUCUAGAUAAAGGAGGAAGGCGUGAUAGAGAAAAGGACUCUCUGAACUACUCUAAUGAUUCUUUAGGAAUUUCAAGUGAUAGAAAUAGAGGACCUAGGGCUUCAAAACCAAAAAGCAAGAAUUCUGCUGAAGAGAAUGCUUCAUCUGGCAUACGUAAAGAUGUUGAAUCUACUUCUGGCUUUCAGCUUGACCAGUAUAACAGUCCAGAGUUUGUCACUGAUUAUGAGAAUGCCAAGUUUUUUGUGAUCAAGUCUUUCAGUGAAGAUAAUGUUCACAAGAGCAUUAAGUAUGGCAUUUGGGCUAGCACACCACUUGGAAACAGAAAGCUUGAUGCUGCUUAUCAUGAAGCAAAGGACAUGACAGGCAACUCCCCGGUCUUCCUUUUUUUCUCGGUAAAUGCUAGUGGACAGUUUUGUGGGAUAGCUGAGAUGGUUGGACCUGUUGAUUUUGAAAAUGAUGCGGAGUACUGGCAGCAGGAUAGGUGGAGCGGGCAGUUCCCUGUGAAAUGGCAUGUUGUCAAAGAUGUGCCCAAUAGUCGGUUCCGCCACAUACUUCUUGAAAAUAAUGACAACAAGCCUGUUACUCACAGUCGAGACUCUCAAGAGGUGAAACUUGAGCAAGGAAUUGAAAUGCUUAAGAUUUUCAAGGACUAUGAAGCUGAUACAUCCCUUUUAGAUGAUUUUACAUUCUAUGAUGAGCGGGAGAAAGCCUUGUUGGAAAAGAAGGCAAAGCAACGAGCUAGUGUGACAGGAAACUCUACUAUUGCUCUUGCUGAUCCAAUUAAUCAACUGUCAGACAACCUGGCUGAUACUCUGAACUUGGACGGUAGUAAGAAGCUACCAAAAACAGAGUUGGAGUAGUUCAUAGUGGUCCGAGAUGGAUAGCAGGAAGAACGAUGUUAUAAACCGGAUGGAAUUAGGUGUAGUUAUUUUGGCUGCUGCAAUGGUCAUAUGACUGGACGUCACUGACUGUGAUCUUUUAAGGUGGUAUUUCGUUUACCUCAGACAGACCAUCUCUCAUCCUCUCCUUUCUCUCUCGCUCACAUAUUUGUUGAUUGUUUGAAGUAGUUGGUUGUACAAUGAAGUUGUUGGGGAUGAGGAGGAGCAGGGAGAAAAUUUCAAAUCCUGAUUCCGUCUCUCUCUCUCUCCUUUUUUUUUUUUUUUUUCCGUUUAUUACUUUGGCAGUUCUCUUAUGAUGUAGGUGGCAUCAGGCAUAUGAAGGUGGUUAAAUCUGAUGUUUCUUUGGAAGUGUGUUUAGUUCACACACUGAUGCUUACUGUUUGUACGUCUAGUCUUCUCUUUCUCUGAAAAGCAAUUAUUUUGACCUGCUGCGCAGUAAAGUCUGUAAAAUCCCCAAAUUGGUGACAGUUGAAUGAAGAAAUACAGCAUUAUGUUACAGGAGCCUAAUGAGUACCCUCUUUUUGACAGCUGAUCUUGUAAAAUAACCAGAUGGUCCAGAUCUCUUUUUUCCAAUCUAGGUUUAUCUUUUUCUGUGCACUAGAGUCCGACAAGUACUGUAUUGCUUUGGAAUACCAUAAACUAACUUCAGGAAGUCUGUCAUUGUGCAACAAGGACUGGCAUCUUAUUUU